Pseudopodoces humilis (Tibetan ground-tit) is the source of this 3846-nucleotide messenger RNA. The record is from RefSeq and is a predicted model, not a curated record. Lineage: Eukaryota; Metazoa; Chordata; Aves; Passeriformes; Paridae.
AUGCCAGGCCUCUACACCCUCUUGUCCUGGGAGGCUCUGCCCCUGAAGAGCUCCACGGUGAAGGCUUGUGCCAACGGAUACUCCCUGAGCAUCACUGCUCACCUCACCUACACCAACCCCCACAAGGAGCCUGUGGAAGGCAUCUUCAUCUACCCACUGGAGGAGUCGGAGGUGGUGGCUGGCUUUGAGGCAGCAGUGGGCAGCCAGCGGGUGACAUUCCAGGUCCAGAACCGGCACCGGGUGCAGGACUGCUGCCUCCAGUGCAGCCCCAGCCCCGGCCGGCUGCGCCGCUGUGCCAGUGGCCAUCUUGUCUUGGAUGAGGACGUGGAGCGCUCCACCUUCAUCAUUGUCACUGGCACACUGUGCCCGUCGGAGAGCCUGGCCAUCACCCUGAACACAGUGCAGGAGCUGCCCACGCUGCCAGAUGGGGCCCUGCGCCUCCUCCUGCCCCCCAUCCUCACGCCCCACGUCCCCGCCGACCCCGAGAGCGAGCCGGCAAGCUUGUGUGACGACAGGUUGGCCCUAUGCCCCACCAGCUGUUUUGGGGGGCCAGGUGCCCGGAGCCAGUCACCCACUGUGGUACCUGUGGAGAGCGUGGAUGUCUUUCGGGGACGACCCUACAACCCUUUUCCUUACGAGUUCAACUUCGAGCUGCUGGUGAAGGGCCCCUGCUUGCUGGCAGGGCUGGAGAGCCCAUCACAUGCCCUGAGAGCUGACGCUGACCCCUGGGCCAGUUCUGCCACCACCACCUGUGUCACCCUAGCUGAGCCCCACCACUAUGACAGGGACCUGGAGAUCAUCCUCUACCCUUGUGAGCCCCACAGCCCCCACCUGGUGAUUGAGGAUGGCACCAUGACAUACCCCGAGUACGAGGCACACAUCCGGAGCCGCCGGGAUUACGCGCGGAUUGCCAGGAAGGACAGCAGUGGCGAGAGACAGGUGGCUUUCAUGCAGAAGCGUUUCCACAAAGACAUCUUCCCCAACCCCGUGCUGAUGCUGAACUUCUGCCCGGUUGUGGAGGGCGUCCCCGGGGACCUGCAGAGCGUCACCCGUGAGAUCCUCUUCCUCAUUGACCGCAGCGACACCAUCAGUGGCCCUGACCUUGACAGGGUCAAGGAGGCUUUGCUGGUGGCCCUGAAGAGCCUCCCUUCAGGAACACUGCUCAACCUCGCCAGCUUCGGCACUGACAUCAAGCCGCUCUUCCCAUCCAGUCGCCUCUGCAGCAACGAGACCUUGCGGCGUGCCUGCGAGCACCUCGGCGGGCUGCGGGCGGACCCUGGCGGCACCAACCUGCUGGCAGCCCUGGGCUGGGCGCUGGCACAGCCCCUCCACCACGGCUACCCUCGCCAGCUAUUCCUCUUCACCGGUGUGGCAGUGGGCAACGCAAGCAGGAUCCUGCGGCUGGUGCGCAGGCAGGCCAGCACCGUCAGGUGCUUCAGCUUUGGCAUGGGCCCGCGGCCGUGCCGGCGGCUGCUGAAGGCCGUGGCCAAGGUGAGCCGGGGCCGUGCCGAGUUCCUGGGUCCGGCCGAGAGGCUGCAGCCCAAGCUGAUCAAGUCCCUGAAGAAGGCGAUCGAGCCAGCCAUCAGCGACAUCACCAUCGACUGGUACGUCCCUGACAGUAUGGAGGCUCUGCUCUCACCCACCGAGCUCCCGGCCCUCUACCCUGGUGACCGCCUCAUCAGCUACUGUGUCCUCUACAGCAUCGCCCGCUUCGGUGGCAGGCGCCCGCUGGGCCAGGAAGGAGCUCGGCAGAGCUCCCGGGGUUCAGCCUUUCUCUCCCAGCAGGAAGUGCCCAGUCCUGGGGAGAGCCACCAGCCAUCCCAGAGCAACCCAGGAACCGGGGAUGCCUCCCUGGAGCUUUUUGCUGGAAGUACAGAGGUGUCAGAGAGGAGUAUUGAUCCUGUUUCUGGGGGAGACAUCUGGAAGCGGAUUUACCAGCCCUCCUACAUCCAGGAGCAGUAUGUCCUGACACACUGUUCUGUCAGCACUGACCGCAGCCAGGGGCUGCUCUCCCGCAGCUCCACCAGCAGCGAGUCCACUGGCUCCCGGGAUGUGGCCCCCGAGGGUGGCUCCUUGGCUCCUGGUGCUGAUGUCACCUCCCAGCAGGGCCAGAAGAGCCUGUCCCUCUGUGAGUCCUCCACCAAAUCUGCCCCGCUGCCCUCUGCCCCAGCUGGCACCAAGGUCACGGUGGCCCUGAGCACAGAGGAGCUGGCACGGCAGAAGAAGGCACUGGCACGUGCUGCCUUGGCUGGGCGCAGCUUUUCCACGCCACACGGGGAGCUGGAUGCCCAUCGGCUCUGCCAGGCCUUGGAAAAGGUGUCACAGAAGACGAACCAGUCCCUGGAGGGGCGGCUGGAUGAGCUGGGACCCCAACCACGGCAAAUGCAGCCCAGCGCAGGAGAGUCAAAUAACCUCCUCUCGCCCACCCACCUGGACUGGGACAUGCUGGUGGAGCCCUCCUACCUCUUCAGUGCCUCACCAGCGCCCGAGCAGGGGCAGCCCAGCCUGGACGAUGCCAGCAUGCCCCUGCGCUGCCAGGUGGUGAUCCAUGCACUGCGAGCAGGCAAGCCGGUGUCCUGGGAAGUGACAGCCUCGCUGGAGUCACUGCUGCAGCCCCGGGAGGGGCCGGGCAGGGAGGACCCGCCGCGGCGGGUGGCCAAAGCCUGGGACAAGCCGCUGCACCGCCUGGCAGCGCGCUCCAUCGUCCAGGACAAUGAGAGCGUGGCACAGCGAGAAGCCAAGCUGGAGCAGGGUUUUGCCCGUCGGUUCCGCCUGAAAGCCGUGCAAACCAGCAAAGCCUGCAACGUGCCUUCCCUCUACACCCGCCUGGUGCCCGUGGACGGUGCCACACAGGCAGCCCUACCCACAGCCCCCGAGGUGUGGGGCAUAGGUACGGGCAAGGGCCUGGUGGGAUGGGGAGGGGCGGGUCAGGGACAGCAGCAGGAUGUAGAGGAGCAGGAUGAGGCCCCUGGCGCUGCAGAGCGAGACGAGAUUCCCAGGUCUCCAGGCAGCAUCUCCUCCCCUACCUUUGGCUGGGAAAAGCGGAACUACUCAAAUGGGCCUCCAUCCAGCCCCUCCACCACCUCCAUGGGCUCCCAGAAAUCCACAGAGAGCACUGCAGGCUCCAGGUUUAGCCUGAGCAGGCGCAGGGGUCCCAGCCUGGUGCUGCGCCCGCAGUGCCUCAGCCCAGAAAGCGAGCGCUCCAGCAACCACGCAAGCCAUGACUACCUCCCGCUGGUGCAGCUGCAGCAAGCCCGGGGGCCGUUCCAGCUCACCGAGAGUUUCUCUGAAGUGGUGCAGAUCCCCUUGGACCGCCUGCGCCGGGCCUCCCCUUAUGCCUCCCACCGUGCCAGCCUCAGCCCCGUGUCCCCAGGGGCCAGAAGCAUGCCUGAGGCAAGACCUGGAGCUGAGGAGGCUCAGGAGCCCAUUGCAGCCCUGCAGCCCAGCUCGCCCACAUCCCAGAGCACUUGCUCCGAGGUGCCCAGCGCAGCCGUGUGGGCGCAGGCGGACAGCGGGCACGGCUCCGAGUCCGACACCGGGCCCCACUCUGCUGCCCCCUCUGAGGCCGGUGUGAGCUGUCAGGACAUGGGGCCAGAGGAUCUGGAGAGUGCCAGCUGGGCCACGGCAGUGGCCUUGGCGUGGCUGGAGCAUCGCUGCGCUGGGUUCUUCGAGGAGUGGGAGCUGGUGGCAGCCAAGGCGGAUGCGUGGCUGCAGGCACAGCGCCUACCCGAGGGGGUGGACGUGGGCUGCCUCAAAGGGGCAGCCAGGCACUUGUUCUUGCUGCUGCGUCACUGGGACGAGAACAUCAAGCUGAACAUGCUGUGCUACGACCCCAACAACGUCUGA